Molecule: messenger RNA, 1782 nt
Organism: Colletotrichum orchidophilum
Lineage: Eukaryota; Fungi; Ascomycota; Sordariomycetes; Glomerellales; Glomerellaceae
Exons: 4
Coding region: 1-1782 (593 amino acids)
Source: RefSeq, a predicted model, not a curated record
AUGCUUCCCGUCCCGUCCACAAUGCUAAGCUUCAUUUCGCGACCCAAUCCGCGUGAUGAUCGUACAAUCGUGUCGCUGCUGGACACGUCGACUAUUCCCAUGACCUCAGCUUGCCCAUCUCCGACCCACCUUCGGUGCCGGAAACACGUCGUGUCCGCUUGGCUUGAAGACGUUGCUGCAGCCACUUCACCAUCAGCGACACCGUCAACAGCAGUAUUACCAUUAGAAGACUUUCAACCUCAACCCGAGUACCAUCUACCAUCACCUACGCUCUCUCGAAGAGUCUCCACAGGAUAUGCACCACGUCAGCCUCAACGCUCCAAACGCAAGCGCAGCUCCGUGCUGGCUGACCGAAACCCAAACACUGCCAUGAACCCCGAACCCUCGACGCCGACGAAAAGGAGGUCAAAACGGACGGCAGCGAGGCGCAAGCCAGAUACUCAAUCUUCAAAAACACAGGCGCCGUCUCCCCCGAUCGAUGAGCACGCAAUCAGCGACGAGCACGACUUGAAUACCAAUCUCGAAGCCCGCCACGGUUCCCCAACGCCCAGGCCGAGAGCGCGCGUGGGCCGGAAACGGCUCGAAACUCACGAAAAUGCCGACGAUAUCAACGAGGCUCCUUUGGGCCUCCAAGACCAAUCAACGUUUCCUUUCUUACCUUUGCGAUCUUCCUCCACAUAUGCCCUCGCCAUUGGUGCCGGCGCUCCCGAGCUCCCUCACCCUUCAGACACGUCGAGCACAUGGUCACGAAGUCCCGUCAAGGCAAUGGCAGACCUUGGAUUUGCACAACCACCCGUCAAAGUUGUGCCUCUGGAAAAACCUAACCAGAUUCCAAGCGACAUCAGACCUCUGUUCGACGCUAUACAAGGCAUUAGACUUGAUAAUGGCAUUGUGCCGUCCGCAGUGGAAGAGCAAUUCAACAACAAGGUCUUGGCUAUAACGCCCUUCGAUCCACCCCUUGAGGCGAAGAAUAUAAUUACGGCCUCUACAACACGUUCCCAAUUCCAGCUGCUGUUCGAACUCGAGGUCCUUAGCCAAGUUGUGCAGGAGACGAGCAAGGCCCUGGCCAAUGAUCGCGCCGAGGCCCACUGGAAUGAACCCGAGGGCCGCGUCAACCUGUUUAACUCGACGCAGGCUUGUAUCGCCCCAAGCUGCAUUCCUCGACAUGCCCACGGUCUCAAUUUCCAGGCCAAAAUGGUCGACUACUGCAUCGCCAUCUCUAGUUCAGAAAUCGAACAAGCAGCUCGCACUGCCGUCGCUGCCCAAGAGCAACGCCGUCCAAGGCUACGACGCGGCCACGGUGUAGGCAGCGGCGCCAGUAGUGUCAGCAGCGCGAGCAGCGCAUCACAGUCGAAUACUAGCAGCCCAAGGAAGGACAAGCAACCGCCACCACCACCACAGUCAAUCAACCAUACCGAAUACGAUCCUUUCCGUCUACAGCCCAUCACCGUCAGCAUCGAGACUAAGAAACCCGGCGGCGACGAGGAUAUGGCCAGGGCGCAUCUCGGCGUCUGGGCAUCGGCACAUUUCCUCCGACUACACGAUCUUCUGGGACCGAAGCGCCUUGGUGUGACUCUCCCGCUUCUUCAAGUCACUGGAAGCACAUGGCAGAUUCUCUUUGCUACAGAAACAGAGCAUGAGAUUUCUUUUCGUUUACCAGGAACGGAUUCUCUCCUUGGAUGCUACCGUGUCAUGGCACUGCUGCGGGAGCUUCGGAAAUGGAGCGAGACGACGUUCCACGACUGGUUCUUGAACGCCAUAAUGGAGGCCACAGCUAGCUGA